Sapajus apella (tufted capuchin) is the source of this 2311-nucleotide messenger RNA. It is a transcript of the gene CHMP1A, whose product is annotated as charged multivesicular body protein 1A. Gene Ontology annotation, biological process: protein transport; endosome transport via multivesicular body sorting pathway; late endosome to vacuole transport. The coding region runs from base 12 to 797 and encodes 261 amino acids. The transcript is spliced from 7 exons. Gene Ontology annotation, cellular component: multivesicular body; ESCRT III complex. The record is from RefSeq and is a predicted model, not a curated record. Lineage: Eukaryota; Metazoa; Chordata; Mammalia; Primates; Cebidae.
CGCGCGUCACCAUGGCAACCGCGCGCGGCGUAGCCCAGCCCGCCCCAUCCUCUCGCGAGAGCAGCCCGUGCGACCGGAAGCGGGGCGGUGACCCCGGAAGUCCCCGGCGGGCGCAGCUUGGUCGGUUCGAUCGCCGCCGGGACCUGACGCCACCCGGAGUUCGCGUCCCCUCCCCGUCUCCGAGCGUUGCUCCUAUCAUUGUGGUCAUGGACGAUACCCUGUUCCAGUUGAAGUUCACAGCGAAGCAGCUGGAGAAGCUGGCCAAGAAGGCGGAGAAGGACUCCAAGGCGGAGCAGGCCAAAGUGAAGAAGGCCCUUCAGCAGAAAAAUGUAGAGUGCGCCCGUGUGUAUGCCGAGAACGCCAUCCGCAAGAAGAACGAAGGUGUGAACUGGCUUCGAAUGGCGUCCCGCGUAGACGCGGUGGCCUCCAAGGUGCAGACAGCUGUGACCAUGAAGGGGGUGACCAAGAACAUGGCCCAGGUGACCAAAGCCCUGGACAAGGCCCUGAGCACCAUGGACCUGCAGAAGGUCUCCACGGUGAUGGACAGGUUUGAGCAGCAGGUGCAGAACCUGGACGUCCACACGUCGGUGAUGGAGGACUCCAUGAGCUCGGCCACCACCCUGACCACGCCGCAGGAGCAGGUGGACAGCCUCAUCGUGCAGAUUGCCGAGGAGAAUGGCCUGGAAGUGCUGGACCAGCUCAGCCAGCUGCCCGAGGGCGCCUCUGCUGUGGGCGAGACCUCUGUGCGCAGCCAGGAAGACCAGCUGUCCCGGAGGUUGGCCGCCUUGAGGAACUAGCUGCGCCCUGCCGCAGCACCGCCUCUGCCCUGCGAUGCGCUGGAAGGCUCCCGUCCUCUCCCCACCGCGUCUUGCCUUUGUGCUGACCCUGCAGAGCUGCGGCCGGCAGCCACGGCUCCUCUCACCGCCAGGCCUGGGCAGCCUCAGGCUGUUCCUGUUCUUCUGGGUUGGGCGGUGGGUCUGUGUCCUGGUGUUGAGUUUCUGCAAAUUUGUGGGAGUGAUUUCUGUGACUCUGGGCCGACAGCGGGGAGGCCAGGAGGGGCCACUGCAGGGGCUUCAGACUCUGGGGCGGCAGGCGUGUGGCUUGUCAGCCAGAGGGGUCAGGGCUGCCUUGUUGCCAAGCAACUCCUGGGGGCCACUCCGCACCCCUCAGCAGGCAGGAGGCCCCACCGUGUGGACAGACGCAGCCCAAGGAGCCACCACAGGCCUGUGUGUGCUGGAGGCCAUCAGUGCCACCCAUGCCGACCCCGCCUCCUCCAUCAUUCCAGGCACUGGGUCUCGGCUGCCCCUACCAGCUGGCUGAGCCCCCGGCCUGUUCUCAGCUCCCUCGGUUCCCUCAGUUCCUAAAGCUGCCCCGUGCCCAGUCUGUGGAGACAGAACCGUCACCCAGAUCCAGAUCCACGCGUGCCCACCCUGUGGCGUUCACUCUCACGUGGCUGCUGCGUCUGGAGGUGCCUUUGGCCCCGUGGUCUGUGCUGUGUCUCCUCGGCAGGAGCCUGUCCCAGGCUGGCCAGCUGCAGUCCCAGCAGGUGCUCCUCCCGGGGGGCAGCCUGCUUCUCUUGGACGACCUUUCCCUAUGUCCCCCUCUACCAUCUCUCUCCACAAGUGGGUGCCUCCCCUGACUGUACCCCAACUGCCUUCCCAGCGUGGAAGCCAGGGCAGCUGGUGGGGGGAGCCCAGGAGAGCUGUCUUUAGCCGGACUGGACUGGGGCUGCUUUGAGGAAAAGCCGCUCCUGUGCCCUGAGGAGCCGCCAGCAGCACUCAUGGAUGGACUUGCUGAGCAGGCGUUGGGCACAGCCUGUAUCUGUUCCAUUUCCUAAUGUUUACUUUGUUGUCUUGAGGCUUCCAGGAUUUUUUCUUUUUUUUGCCAAAGUAGAAAAGGCAGGUGGUGGGCGGCUGGCAGGGAGCUUGGGUCCCACCCCUCAGUCCUGCCCACCCCCCGCCGCCUUCACUGAGGCAGCAGUGGUCUUGUGGCUCCUACGUGCACAAACGUGGAGACCCUGACUUGCGCUCACUGAGCUUGGUUUUCUUUUCAGAACUUGGGAGCCCCCGGGGAGGGUCUAGUGUUGGCAGAUCCUGGAUGUGGGGGUCGGGGUACUGCCUGGCUGUGGUCCCUCCAGCCUCCCCACAAUGACCUCUGGUGUUGGGAGAACGUCCUUCUAUCCAUCAAGGGUAACAGCCUUGAGGAGGGCGGGGGCUGCCUCAGCCUGUCCCCUUGGGCACCGAGGACAGGGGCUGUUUACCCUUUUCCUCAAAUGCUGUUGUAAAUAAACACGUGGGUCCCUGGAAACGUU